Coregonus clupeaformis (lake whitefish) is the source of this 1557-nucleotide messenger RNA. Its product is annotated as protein LTO1 homolog. Gene Ontology annotation, molecular function: growth factor activity; fibroblast growth factor receptor binding. Gene Ontology annotation, cellular component: cytoplasm. Gene Ontology annotation, biological process: animal organ morphogenesis; positive regulation of protein phosphorylation; positive regulation of cell population proliferation. The transcript has 5 exons. The coding region runs from base 375 to 821 and encodes 148 amino acids. NCBI's taxonomy places the organism in Eukaryota, Metazoa, Chordata, Actinopteri, Salmoniformes, Salmonidae. The record is from RefSeq and is a predicted model, not a curated record.
GCACUUUAAAGUAUUUUUACUUAAGUACUUUACACCACUGCUUGCACUGCUGCUAGAGAACUACAGUCAUUGAGAUACAUUCAUUGGCUGUUAUUACGUGGCACUGUCCAUGGUGUUAGUCGUCAUGUUCAUUGCGAGAUGUGACAAUGUAGCGCUAAAUGUAAUGUUUAUUUUCAGCACUAUCAUCUCUUUACUGCUUUUAACUGGAACCUCGGCUCCAACAAACUCCAACACAGUAGAUGGCAGUGAUGCGCGAGCUAACUGUUGGGCUGUCCAAAGCAAUGCUGUAGCCACAAACUGAUGUUUGCGGAAGCGACAGCUGUUGGCUAGAUAGCUAACCAAGUAACAUUUUUAAUAGGCGAUACUCUUUGAAAAUGGCCCACAAAAGUGAAGAUUUAUUUGACUGUAUUCUCAUGGCGGACAACAGGUUCCAUGGAGAGGGGUACCGCGAGGGGUUCGAUGAAGGCACGCGACAAGGAAUGAUUGAUGGUCGUAAACAUGGAGCAUCACAUGGCGCCAAGCUUUCAAUGGAGGUUUCCUUCUAUUAUGGAUUUGGAAUCACUUGGAAAUGCCUUCUUCAAAACAACACAGAUGUGAAGGCCAGUUUGUCUAUUUUAUGUUUAAGAAAAAGGCUGAAAGCUUUGGAAUCUCUUCUUGGGUUGAUUCAAAAGUUCCCCCAUGAAGAACCUCAUUAUGAAAAUCUCCAGGAGGACAUGGAGAAGGUUCGGGCCAAGUUUAGACAGGUCUGCUCUAUUUUAAAUGUGCCAGCAGACUUCAGUGAUUAUGUGAAGACUGGAGGGUCUGGGGGGAUAUCCUUCUGAAGAGAACUGGCAACCCUAAAGGCGACGGCUUGUGGAUCUGAAGGGGGUUCCUUGAAUGCAACCUUUCCUGUGAAGCAUUGUGGCUUUGAAGACGAGAAGAUAGGAGAACAGUUGAGGAGGAGGAACCUGUAGGUGGGCCUGCUUUUAUGUAAACAGGAGGUCCUGAGUUGGUCUGUAGUGUAGUUAACUGACUUUUAACGGGUGGAGCAUAAAGUAUGCUAUCGAUUGGUACUAUGAAGAAUUGGUGUUUACGAAUGACAAAGGUUAGGAUAUCAAUUGAUUGGGCAUCAGUCUAGUUUAGAAAUAUGGAGUGCCACUGAGAACACAAAAGUGAACUGAAAGUGCUACAUAGGCCUAACUGGUGUUAUAUACACCAUAGUCCUGGAUGUUUAGUGCUUUGUCUGGGUGGUAAGAGAGAGCUGAGUUGCAUCAAUUAUUUUGUCAUUCUAAGGAUUCUAUAUAAAACAAGUGAAUUUUUGUUUUAAUCUACAGGAAUUAUGAUGUACACUCUUUGGAAAAAAGGUUCCAAAUGGAACCAAUAAGGGUUCUAUUGCUUGCUUCAUAUAUAUAACAUCCCUAAAUGUUCUAUACAGAUCCCAAAUUAACCUUUUUUUUCUAAUAGUGUAAGUCAAUUUUGAGUGACCUGGUUGAGAAUGAGUGCUGUGAGAUUGCUAAAAUUACUGGUUGAUGUGUAAUAAUAAUAAUAAUAUAAUAAUAAAAAUCUAUUUCUUUCAAA